AUGGAGUCUAUCAAGAGCGGAAUCAACGCUGUCAGCGACAAGGUCCAGGAGACCACCGCCGGUGCUUCCAAGGAGGCCAACAAGGAGACGGCCAAGAGCGACAACGCCAGCCUCGGAACGCGCGCCAGCGCCGCCAAGGAUGCCGUCGGUGACAAGGCCGACGAGAUGUCGUCGGGCGCCUCGCACGAGGUCAACAAGGAGAAGGCCAAGAACUAA
Acaromyces ingoldii is the source of this 216-nucleotide messenger RNA. RefSeq lists its product as hypothetical. The record is from RefSeq and is a predicted model, not a curated record. The coding region runs from base 1 to 216 and encodes 71 amino acids. NCBI's taxonomy places the organism in Eukaryota, Fungi, Basidiomycota, Exobasidiomycetes, Exobasidiales, Cryptobasidiaceae. The transcript has 2 exons.